Molecule: messenger RNA, 3994 nt
Organism: Colletes gigas
Lineage: Eukaryota; Metazoa; Arthropoda; Insecta; Hymenoptera; Colletidae
Product: tetratricopeptide repeat protein 37
Exons: 1
Coding region: 57-3854 (1265 amino acids)
Cellular component (GO): Ski complex
Molecular function (GO): protein binding
Source: RefSeq, a predicted model, not a curated record
CCUAAACAGUUGACUUUUUAAAUGUAAAUUCUAUAAUAGUUAUUUUCAAUAAUAAAAUGUCUGACAAGGCAAACACAAUUUUAAAAGAAGCUUAUAAGCUAUAUAAACAAAAUGAAUAUACAAAUGUGAUUACAAAAUGCAAGAAGAUAAUUAAAGAAGAUGGAAAUAAUUAUAAAGCCUUUAUGUUAUUGGCUGCUUCAAUGAACAAAAUUGAAGAAUUCCAGUUUAAAGUACCUGAAAUACUCGAAAGGGCUAUCAAAAUUGAACCAGACAAUCUAAUAGCUUGGAAGUAUUUAGUACAAUAUUAUGAGCAACACUCGAGUAACAUUGAUAACUACAGCAACUUGAUGUUGGCAUAUUGCAAAGUAUUACAAUUUGAUGAUACAUGCAACUUUUCAUCCACUUUGAACAAAAUCACAGAGGUUUAUUUACAACUUGAUAAUGAUAAUAAUCUGAUUGAAACAGUGGAAAGUCUAAAUGAAUUAAGAAACAGAUUAGAUGGUACAAAAUUAAAAUUAAUCGAUGAAGUACUUAUACAAAUACUGAUAGACAAUUUUGACAAGCUAAAUGAUUAUCAAAACCUAUUAGAAAGUGUUUUUGAAUCUGCAAUAAACAGUAUUGUAAGACACAGUCGGCAUAAUUACUAUAGAAAGUACUUAAAUAUAUUACAUGAUACAGGUAAAUUAGCUACAUCAAUUGAUGUAGUUAUAGAUAUGCAUCGACAGUUUCCCAAAGAUACUUUGCCAUUAGAAUAUAUAUGUUAUAUUUACUACAAACAAAAUAUGAUGAAUGAAAAUUCUGCUAUUGAUACUAGUAUAGACCAAUUUUAUGAAACUCUCACAAGGUUGAAUUUAGAUUCAGAUAUUGUGGAAAUUGUUAAAGCAAUGCAUUUAAAAGAAACGGAUAAUUUGAUAGCUACCAGAGAAAUACUGAAAGGCAUUCUCACGCUGAUCCCAAAUUUAUUAUAUGGUUGGGUAAUACUGAGUGAAAUAAAUGCCAGACUUUAUUGCUGGGAAGAUGCAGAAAAUGCAGCAAGACAAGCAGUAAAUCUUAUGAAGCACAAAGUGGAAGAUGAUUUGUUGUAUAAAUUAGAAAUGAUAGUGAUUGAAUCUAUAAGCAAAACUAAUAAUGAACAAAAAUGGGAAACUGCAUUGCAAAUGUGCGAUGACCAUUUAGAGAAACGUCGUUCUAAACGGUUGGAAUUGAUCCGUGCACGCAUUCGCGUGUUAUUAGACGAUCCCGAUGUACACGUCGAAUUAAACAACUUGGAAUCACUAAGCGAAACUAGAGUUCAAGCUACUAUUCUCAAAGCACUACACUUAAAAGAACACGAACAAUUUGAGGUAGCAGUAAACUAUCUUGAAUCGGCUUUGGAAACAUCAGAAGCUUGGUUACUAUCUGGUAUAAUAUAUUGGAAAAUGGGGAAGUAUAAUAGCAGCCAAAUGGCACUUUUAAGCGGGAUAAAGGCCGAUCGUUACAAUUGGGAGUGCCUGGUUUAUUUGGGGCACUAUUAUCGCGAACACGGUAACGAUUUAGAACGUUCGAGGCGGUGUUAUCAAACUGCAUUGCAAAUUAAUCCGAGUUCCGAGGAAGCUGGUACUGGAUUAAGUACUGCAUACAGAUUGCUCAAAGAUCACGAUGCUAAUAUACAACUGUUGCAGAGAUUGACUGUAAAAGACAAGGGUCCAAAGUGGGCGUGGAUGCAACUUGGUUUGCAGUAUCUUGAUCAAGGGGACGCGUUGCAAGCCAUCAAGGCGCUUCAGCGCGUUAUCAGGGCCGAUCCGAACAAUAACAUUAAUUGGGAAGCUUUAGCAGACGUGUACUUCGUACGAGGUGCUCACACGUCGGCGUUGAAGUCUUAUCAACGUGCGUUAGACUUGAAUCCUAAAUCGUUUUACUCGAUGAUACAGUUGGCUAAUAUAAAAUUGUUUCUCGGGCAAUACAGCAGCGCGAAGAAGGACUUUGAACAUAUACUGUUGAGCAAGUCGUGCUACGUUCCUGCUUUAAAGGGGUUGGCCGAGGCGUGCAUAGCUUUGGCGAAAGUAAACACGUCGCAACAAUUUCUGGGUCGCGCUGUUGACAAUCUUCAACAGGCAAUGGACAGUUUGGCUCUCGUUAUUACGUCACGCAAUGACUUAUCUUGUGUUUGGAAGCUACUCGGCGACGUAUGUUACAGAGCAGCUCUGUUGCCAACAAAGUACAGUCGUUUGAAAGUACCGCUUGUAUUGAUGAAGUCCGAGAUGACCGAAUAUACCGUGCUGACGGAACGAAGAGACAUACUCUUGUUGUCCGCAAGAUGUUACUGCUGCGCCCUGUCUCUUUCUCCGCAAUCGCCUUUGCUGUGGCAUGAUUUAGCAUCUUGUUACUUGAUGCGACUGCAUCUCGAUCCAUCGAUCGAUCACAAGAAUCUUGCCAGCAAAUGUCUGGCUAUAGCGAAACACGCUGUUAAACUUUGCCCCUCGUCGUGGUUACAUUGGAACUUCUUGGGUAUCGUUUGCAUGUCACCGUACAUUAAAAACUACGCAUUAGCCCAGCACGCGUUCGUGAUGGCGAUCGACAGGGAAUUGAACAACUCCAUGGUUUGGUCUAAUUUGGGAACGUUGUAUCUGCACGUAGGAAACUGGUACAAAGCAAACGAAGCGUACAACCAAGCGCAACGAGCAGAUCCGGCGUACAUGAAUAGUUGGAUCGGUCAAGCGUUACUAGCCGAAAUGAUGAGCAGCCAAGAAGCGUUAGAUUUGUUCAGGCACUCUACGCAGCUGGGAUAUCAUCCUCAGGCGGCGGUAGGAUACGCUCAUUCGGUGCUUACCGUGCUUAAAAAUUCUACCAUCGAAAGGGACUCUUUGCAUAAGUAUAUAAUAGAAAACAUGCACGCCGUAGUCGUUGCCUCGGACGUGAUGAAUUGGUACGUGGAGCAACACCCGGACGAUUGUUACGCGCGAAACGCGUACGGAUUGUUGUUGGAGAGACAGAAACUCCGAAGAUCGGUGGCAGAACAAUUUGCCGCGGCUUUGCCGUUGUGCACGGACGAGGAAAAGAAUUUAGUAUGUAUAAAUUUGGCGCGCGUGUUGAUGCAACUCGACAAUCCCGUGAAGGCUGUGAAAUUAUGCCGAUCCGUUAAAAGAAUUAGCUACAAUUCCCAAUGCCAUUUGGCGUUGGCGUUAUUCAAGGCAGGCGAAUACGAGGAAUCGUACAACGCGUACGAAACGGCGCUCAAUUUGCACGAGAAUACCGACAUAGAAAAAGCUUACACGUUGUGCGCGAUGGCGGCGAUAACGUACAUUUUCCAAGGUGUACACGAUACCAAAACGUUGCUAUUUCAAUGUAUUCAAAUACAACCGCCGGUUAUAACGGGUUUCUUGGCAGCCGCUUCUUUGGGAAUAUUGCACGUGGAUGUGAAUUUAGCUGUGCUGGUAAUGAACGAACUAAAACCUUAUGCGGAUCACCCAACGCACGGUCCACACGUUGCAAAUUUGUCGGCGUAUUCUCAUUUGAUCUCGAACAAUAUUAAAAGUGCUAUCGCCACACUCUCCAAAGCAAUUUUUAAGCAUCCCGACGACGCGAGAUAUUGGAUACAUUUACUCAGAAUAAUAUCCCAGAUAGAUUUGGCAACAUUUAACAGAUGCGCGCAGAAAGCAUUGUUUCUGAGCAGAAAUACUGUAAACACAGACGUUAUGCAGUUGGCUUGUGUAUCAUUUUUCAAGUAUUUCGCGCAAUCUUCGACACCAGCCAGUAUUAAAUUCAUACAGAAACUCUUAUUUGCAUAUCCUGGUAAUAUUGAAAAUUUGAUUACAUACGUGACGCCAUUUUUACAAAUGUCAAAGGAAUUGAAACAUAGUGAAAUUACUGUGUAGUAAACGAAUUUCGUUCCGAGACUCGAAACCAGAGAAAUCAAUUUUCUAUUAAUAAGCGAAUAAAAAAUUGGAAGAUAAACGUGGACUUGAAAACCAUGUUGCAAUCUUCUUAUUACGAACUGUCAAGAAAAUGUAUUUUG